AUGCAAAAGAAAUGUCCAAUCGCUGAUCCUAUAUGUGACUUCUGUUCAUGCACAGGGAGGGGAUGCCAAUAUCCAGGAUUGAAGGUGGAAUGGCCAGAGCUAAUAGGUGUGAGUGGAAUCGAAGCAAAGAAGAAAAUUGAAAGUGAUAAUCCAUAUGUGACUGCUUUUAUAUAUCCUCAAGAUCUUUUUUUACUACCAGCCAUCUGUUGUUGUAACCGUGUCCUUCUCUAUGUUCCAAACGACAAUUGCCCCAACGGUCUAGUCACUAACCGUCCCAUCGUCGGAUGAUCUACUAUAUGUUGUUGUUUCU
Molecule: messenger RNA, 310 nt
Organism: Eutrema salsugineum
Lineage: Eukaryota; Viridiplantae; Streptophyta; Magnoliopsida; Brassicales; Brassicaceae
Exons: 2
Coding region: 1-288 (95 amino acids)
Biological process (GO): response to wounding
Molecular function (GO): serine-type endopeptidase inhibitor activity
Source: RefSeq, a predicted model, not a curated record